AUGCUCUCUGCACUCUCUAUCACCGUUGCUGCUGCUGUUUCUGUUGCUGUUUCUGUUGCUGCUGCUGCUGUUUAUCCGGUAUUGUUAUUCCUUGUCCUCGCUGCUGGGUGGCAGGAGAUGGACGAGAAGCAGUACGACGUGUUGGCGCGGGAUAAGGUGUUUGACAUCCCCUCUCUCCCUCCACACUCUCCCUCCACACUUCCCCUCCGCACUUUCCCUCCACCACCCUUCCCCUCCCCCACGCUGUUCAUGUUUUUAUCAGGAGAUGGACGACAAGCAGAGAUGGACGACAAGCAGUACGACGUGUUGGCGAGGGAGAUGGAGAUGGACGACAAGCAGUACGACGUGUUGGCGAGGGAGAUGGUGUUUGAUAUCCGCGCCAAGCCCGGGGAACGCACCAAGACAGCAGAGGAAGCGGCAGAAGCGGAGAGGGCGCGACUGGUGAAGCUCGAGGCUGCAAGAAAGAGGCGUAUGGAUGGGGAACCCAGUGACGACGAGGAGGAGGGGGAGGAAGGGGAGGAGGGGUCUAGUGAGGAGGAGGGCGGGAAGGGGAGGAAGAGGCGGCAGAGGAAGAAGGUCAAACGGGAGAUCUCUGGGGACGACUUGGGGGAGAAUUUCGUGUUAGAGGCAGAUGAGGAGGACGAGGAGGAGAAGAAGGGGUGGGUUUAUGAUGUGUUGGGUCAGAAGGGGGAGGAGAGCGAGGAUGAGAGUGGGAGUGAGGGGGAAGAGGAGGAGGAGGAUGAAGAGGAGGAUGGGGCGGAGAAUCUAGCUGACGUGGAUUGGGAGCAGAGUGAUGAGGAGAUUGGAGGGGAGAGGGUGAAGGGGAAGCGAGGGUCUGCGAGUGAUGUGAAGCAGGAUGAGGAGGAGAGCGAGGAGGAGGAAGGAGAGGAGAAAGAGGAGGGAGAGGAGAGUGAUGAGGAGGAGGAAGCGGAGGAAGAGAAGGAGGGGGAGAAGCAGAAUACGGAAGAGAGAAAUGCAGCAGCAGCAGCAGCAGAAGAGCAGGAGGAUGAGGAGGAGGAAGAUGAGGAGGAGGACGAGGAGGAAGAAGAGGAGGAGAAUGAGCGCAUAGAGAGGGUGUUUCGACGGCGCGAGCUGCCAUACGUGAUAGAAGCACCACAGCAGCUGAAGGACCUGCAGCGGCUGCUAGAGGGGCGCGCAGCAGCAGAGGUUGGCGUGGCAAUCGCACGCAUCCGCGCGUGCAACGCGGCGCACCUGUCCCCAGACAACAAGCGCAAGAUGCAGAUCUUCUAUAACGUUCUCCUGCAGUACUUCGCGUCGCUGGCUAGUGAUAGUGGUGGCGGUGGUGUGUCUCAGCGGGUGGAGGAGGAGGAGGAUCAGCCGGGGAAGAAGCAGAAGCAACAGCACGAGCAGCAGCAGAAACAGCAAGGGAGCAGGCAGCAGGUGAAGCCGCAAGGGGGGAGGAAGGUGGAGGAGGGGAAACAGGAAGGUAAAGAGGUGGAGGAGGAGGAAGAGGCGACGAGUGAGUUGCAGAAGAGGGCGCCGUCAGUGGCAGCGGCGCACAUCAAUGCGCUGGUGCAGCCUCUCGUGGAGCUCUCCGCGUCCUUCCCUCUCUUUGCUGCCGUCUGCGCCCGCGAGCGGCUUGCCCGCAUGCAGAAACGCCUCGUGGCGCGCCUCAAGGCCGGAGAGCCAGCAUGGCCCACGGCGCGCACACUCCUCCUGCUCCGUCUGUGGGCGCUCAUAUUCCCCUCCUCUGACUUCCGACAUCCAGUCAUGACGCCCGUCUCGCUGCUGCUGGGCCAGUUCCUCUCCUGCUGCCCUGUGCGCUCCACCAAGGACGUGGCAGCUGGCCUCUUCAUAUCUGCGCUUCUGCUCAAUAUGGUGUCUCAGAGUCGUCGCUUUGUCCCAGAGGCGCUUAACUUUCUGCAUGCGCUGCUGUGGAGCGCUGUUGCCCCCGCCCUCAAACCCGUCAAGCCCAAGGGAGUGCCGCGCUAUAUGCUGCUGCAGGUGUGCUCGCAGCAGUGGCUGUGGGCGCCGUGUGGCGACGGCAGCAACCACCGCAAGCGCAAGCGCGAGCCGCUAGAAGACAAACCCGAGGCCCUCGACUUUGACCGCAUCUUCCUGGGACCUUCCUGCCCGUCCAGCACUUCCGGCACCACUGAAACUACCACCAGCACCACUGCUAACCCAUUUGUUUCCAAGGCUUCGCCCUCCGCUUCUCCUGCUGCUCCUCCCACCCUGCUGGGUGUGGAGGGCAGUGCAGCAGGGACCGUGGCAGAGGCCUACUUUGGCUCCGACGUCUUAAGGCUGAGUCUGCUGCUGGCAGUGCUCAAGACCCUCCGCGCCUUCGCGCUGCUCUACCGCCCCAUGCCGCCCUUCCCCGAGAUCUUCGCGCCCUUCCUGCCCACGCUCGCCGCCCUCGCGGAGUCCGGGCAGCUGCCCGAAGAAAUCGAGCAGGAGCGGGCAGCGUGGGUGAAGGAUAUCGAGGGGGCGGUGGCGGAGGUGGAAGGUUCCAGGCAACCGCUGCGGCUGAGGGUAAAACGGGCCGUACCUGCGAAGCAGUUCAACCCGAAAUUCGAGUCUGAUUUCGCCCGUGGCAAGGACUACGAUCCGAACAGGGAGCGCGCAGAGCAGCGGCGGCUGCAGCGGGCGAUCAAGAGGGAAGCACGAGGAGCAGCUAGGGAAUUGCGCAAGGAUAACCAAUUCCUCGCUGCCGCCCGCGCUAAUGAGGCUGCGAACGCACUGGAGGAGCGGCGGGAGAAGAACCAGCGGGCCAUGGCGUUCAUGGAGCAGCAGGCGCACCUCAUGUGGUCGGGGCAGCUGGGAAGGAAGAGGGGCGGUAUGAGCAGCGGGAAGGGCAGGCGGUAG
Molecule: messenger RNA, 2826 nt
Organism: Closterium sp. Naga37s-1
Lineage: Eukaryota; Viridiplantae; Streptophyta; Zygnematophyceae; Desmidiales; Closteriaceae
Source: the annotation of a GenBank genome assembly